Bufo bufo (common toad) is the source of this 5240-nucleotide messenger RNA. RefSeq names its product coiled-coil domain containing 9 (gene CCDC9). The transcript has 15 exons. Lineage: Eukaryota; Metazoa; Chordata; Amphibia; Anura; Bufonidae. The record is from RefSeq and is a predicted model, not a curated record. Bases 101 to 2554 code for a protein of 817 amino acids.
UAAACAGGAACACGCGUGUUGUUGGAGCAGGAAGGCAGAGCGGGGCUGCAGCAGAAAGAAGACACCGCUGAGGUUCUGCCCGGCACCUCCGCUUACAGCAAUGGCUUCUGUAUUAGACAUGAAGUCCAAAGAAGAGAAGGAUGCUGAGCUGGACAGGAAGAUUGAAGCUCUGCGUAAGAAGAAUGAGGCCCUUGUCCGGAGACACCAGAUGAUCGAGGAGGACCGCAGGAUGGCUGAACAAGAGGGAAUUGCGGUCACCACCCCAAGAAAAUCCAAACAUCUGGAAAGUGAGCCAGACAAGGCUCGGAAGGAGAAGGAGAAUUUCUCAAUCACUCUUGAAGUUUCUGCUGGGGAGAAGAGAGCAGUCAAUGAUGGCAAAUCGCCCAAAGCCUCGCAUACCCCUCCUCGCUCUGAAACCACUCCGAGAAGUCCCACGCACAGGACCAGCAGCCGUACAGGUCAUUUCUCUGGUGGACGAUCCCCGCAAGAGGAUAAAUAUGGGGAACCAUUUAAAGGAGAAGGCGAUGGUAGUCAUCCAUCUGAAAGGGCUACCAGGGGAAGACGGAAUCAAGUCCCUGAGAUGUCUAGAAGAAGUCCAAGGAUUCCUAAUGAUGAUUCUCAUGGAGAACGAUGGUCGGCAUCCCCUAGAGGUGCAGAGAGAGGUGGAAGGGGGGGUCCAGGCCGGGGAGGUGGAGUGGGAGGCCGAGGCGGUGGUCAUGGAGAACUGGUGGAUGGCAUCUUAGGACCUGACAGAAAAGUUAAGGAAUGGGAAGAGAAGAGGAAGCUGAAUAUUGAGAAGAUGAAUGAAGAGAUGGAGAAGAUUGCAGAAUAUGAAAGGAGCCAAAGGGAUGGAGUAAGGGAGAAAAAUCCAAUCCGCAACUUCCUUGAUGAUCCCAGAAGGGCAGGUCCCGUAUUAGAAGUUGAUAGAAAGGAGGGAAGCCGCAGGCACAUCAGAAAUUGGGGUGGCCCUGAUUUUGACAAGGUUAAAACUGGUAUGGACCGGGAAAAGGAGAGUCACGGACGAAGCCCUGGAGGGAAGAAUCGGAUAGACAUGUCCAUGACCGGCAAAGAGCGUGCAGAGUAUGUACGGUGGAAGCAAGAACGAGACCAGAUUGAUCAGGAGAGACUGGCACGGCACAGAAAGCCCACCGGACAGUGGAGGCGAGAGUGGGAUCUCGAGAAAACCGAUUCUAUGUUUAAGGAGGGUGCGGCACCCCAUGUAGAGGAAGAACCAUUUAGCAGAAGAGACCAAGGAAAACGAGGGGCUCCCAAAACACCCACUAUGGCGGAGUUCCUUCCACAGAGCCUUAAGAGACCAACACAAAGGAGGAAUCCGAAUAGGGGACGGGCUGGGAAUAAGCCUUACAGUAUGCAUGACAGCCGGUGGGAAGAGGAGGAUGAUGAUGUUGGAAAUGAAGAGGACCAUCCUCCAUCAUUAGAGGAGAAAGAGACUUGUGUAGAGAAAACAGAGACUAAGAAGGCAGAGGAGCCACAGACACGAACCCCAGAAGUAUCAGCAGCUGGGAGAGAUGACAAGGAAAAUAAAGGGGAAGAUGAUUGCGAAGAAGAUGAAGAAUGGACAGACGCUAGUGAGGAUGAAGAGGAUGUUGAAGAGGAGGAGGAGGAGGAUUCUUUAGAAGGUGAGGAAGAUCUUGGUAAGGAUCUCGACAAGAUGCCUCAAGCCAGUGCUACCCCAAAAGAAAAAAGGCUACCGAAAGAUGUGGCGACUCCUAAGCUGACGAUGCCUCCACCCGACAUGAACACUGAUGACCGAGCCGUGGAGACCAAGCCCACCAGUCCUUUCUCCCCAGAAGGACACCGUCCAGUAACAGACUGGGGAGAAGAGAUGGAGCUGCUGUCUCCUCCAGGAAGCAGCAGCGAGGACAGUCCUCCUCAGGCGGUUAGUACGAGGGGAUUCAGUGAAGACUCAAAAUCUCAAGAGAACUCUUCACCCUCAGGCUCAGCCCAGAACCAAACACCAGCCCUGGAUCUGGUGAAGAAUUUAACCCCUGUCAUAGAAUCUGAGUCUGUGCAUUGCACUGAAACAAAGACAAACAUGGAGACAAAGUCGCCAGAGAGGCUCCCGGAAAGAAAUGUGGAGACCAGAACAAGUCCCGAAGAGACCUCGCCAGCUGCAGGAGAGACCUCUCCAGUAGAAGAAGAGACUUCUCUAUCCCAUGAAGUUACCUCCCCAGCUGCAGGAGAGACCUCUCCACUAAAAGAAGAGAUUUCCCUAUCCCAUGAAGUGACCGCCCCAGCUGAAGAAGGGACCUCCCCAGCUGAAGAAGGGACCUCCCCAGCUGAAGAAGGGACCUCCCCUGCUGAAGAAUCAAGCUCCUUUCCUGAAACAGUGAAUUCUCUAACCACAGAAGAGACCUCACCAGCUGCAAAUGAGACACCACCAAGCGCAGAAAAUUCAUCAACAGUCUUAAUUGAAGCUGAAAAAAAUGCACAGGAGACCUCUCAAAUUGUGGAAGUGCUGGAAGGAGCUGCAAAAUCUGUGCACAUUGCUGACUAUGAAACGCAAAUUAUGGAGGUUCCACCAUCAUCCUGACCAAGAUCUUCACCGAAACGUUUCUCAGGCAUCUCCCCUGUCCAGACAUGCAUUCACCCACAGCAAGCUUUGGGUUGACGUGAACACUUAUGUUCCAGUCCACUACUAUAUUUAUUGCUCCAGGUCAUGCCGGUGUUUUUAUGGUGGCUAGUAACGCUUGCAGGAAGGGUCUUUGGGGAAGGCUGAGUAUCUUCAUCUGUGGAGAACCUGCUUACAGGCAAUAUUAGGCACAGCUGUGUCCAUGCACUACAAGUGACAUACUAAUUAUUAGACUCAUCCUAUAUAAUAUUACUUUGGAAAUGCAUUUUGGAACGCCUCACUUAUUGCCGAAAUAUUGACUGUGCAAUGCUCUGUACGUGUUCUUAAAUUCUGUAUUCACCAGUAGGCUGCAGCUUUACAUGCAGCCUACUGACUGAGGUACACACCUAGAACCCAUCUGACAGAAGAAGCUAAAAACGUAUAACUUUCUAAGGGCCUGUUCACAUGGCGGGUUUUACCGCAGAAUUUUAAAGCAGACAGCCAUUCCGAAAUACAUCUUAAUGUGAGGCAGCGCUGAGGAACAGGGAGUGGCUGCUGAAAGGCCAUGCUGAGAAAGGACAUGUUUGUCCUCGGUGGGGCCAUGGGUUUAAGCCGCCGCUUUGUGAUCCUCUGUGCUGCCUUCCAUUGGGAUGUAUGGGGGACAGAAAGGACACAGACGGGUUUUCAGCAGAAUUUUGGCACUUCUGUCGGCAUCGAAAUUCCGUAGUAAAACACACUGUGUGAACGGGCCCUUAAAGUAAAUCUCCCAUACCACUGUAGCUCCAGUAUGCACUUUUUUUUUUACUUGCCUAGACCUGAGUUUUGUUCUAUAGAAACCUCCAAAUCUCUUGCAUAGCCACAAAUGAUAAUACUCUGGCUGCUUGCAGCGGCCACUAGAGGGAGCUUAGGAGCUUUCAACAGUAUACACUAAGUGCUCCCUCUAGUGGUGCCUGCAGGCAGACAGCAUUUUAUCGUUUUUGACUAUGUAAGGGAUUGGGAGGUCUUUAUCUGAAAAACUGCUUGAAACACUGUAAAGAUAUAUUAGGACUAUAAUUAAUACAUCAUUUUGAACUAAUUUAGGUUAAAAAUGUGUUUCAAAGGGUUAUCACACAAUAAUUAUUAUGGAAUUAUAGGAUAUUAUAGGAUAUUUCCUUGAAGAGUGGACAUUCACUCUAUGUGCAUUGUAACCAACAGUCUCAAAUUUUCCAGGACUGUCUCUGAUUUUCAGAGACAGUCCUGACAAAUUUGGACUGUCCCAAGCCAAAAAAUGGGUGGGACUUAUGCAAGAUCCACCCAUAAAUGGGGGCAGGGCUUACAUACCUCAAUGUAUGUCAAUGCUCACAACAUUUUUAUUUUAUUUUCAGCCUUUAGAUGGUGGUAAAGAGGUCUUUUCAAUAAUUGUGCAGUGAAUAAGACAGUGAUGAAGCUUCCUUAUUUACAGUAAUAUAUAGAUUUACAGUAAUAUAUAUUUAUUAUAUUCUUACUUGGGGAGCGUCCCAGAAUCCCCCAAUUCAUUUUUAAUUUAUUAAUUUUGAAAUUUGUUAAUACAAAUCAUUUCUGACAAGUGGAUGAUCUGGGGAACAAUCAUGUUCAUGAUGGAAGCCACUAGAGUCCUUGACUGAAUAUAUUGGGACACAAAUAAAUCACUAAACAUGGAAGUCCAUCAAAAAUAAUAUUACAAAUGAUAGUAAUAUACCCUUAAAGGGUAGGUUCACCUUUAUUCAUCAUUUUACAGUUUGCCUUUAGCGUUAAAUGGAUCAUUUUGUGUACGGAAACCAUUUUUAGAUACUCUAUUAGGGACAGUCUUUGUUGUCUGUAGCAACCAAUCACAGCUAAGCUUUAAUUUCUUAUAGUGCUCUUCAAAGAUGAAAGCUGUGCUGUGAUUGGUUGCUAUAGGCAACAAAGAUGGUUCAUCUUUUAGACAGUUUUUAGAAAACCUCCCCCAAAUAGUCAAUAGACGAGGCCCUAACAGUCAAAGCAGAGAGUGUCUACAAAGAGAGAAUUAGCCGUCUGAAUAUACCCUAAGCUCGGCAUUAAAAUGCAUCUCUGUUAUGGCCGAGUGAAACUAGCUUUAGCAAUUUAAAGAGCAUUGGGGUCAUUUAUCAAACUGGUGAAAAGUAGAACUGGUUUAGUUGCCCAUAGCAACCAAUCAGAUUCCAUCUUUCAUUUUUGACAGCUCCUUUAGAAAAUGAAAGGUGGAAUCUGUUUGGCUGCUAUGGGCAACUAAGCCAGUUCUACUUUACACCAGUUUGAUAAAUGACCCCACAUCUGUCAGCUGGAUCAAGCCUAUUAAAUCAGGCAUACAGUCUGUUAGGGUUCAUCAUGCUGAGUGAAAUGACCCCCUCCCUUGUUAAAAUCCGUCGCCCCAUUUUUGAGAAAUCUGCUGUUUCAUUUAUGGGGUAAAGGGGAAUUUAGUGCACUGGAAGGUGGGCCUAACUCCUCGAAGCACCCAUUCACCACUGCUUGUCCCCUGAGCCUCUCCUUGAGGGAGAGGUCAGUCAUCCUCUCUGACUUAUUCCCUGUAAUGCGCCAUUGACUCAGAAUUGGGGAAAGCUGACUAAAGAUGUAUUGCACAUGCGCUGUUUGAAGAUUAACUGGCGAAUGCGCAGGAUUACAGGCAGGAAGACAGUGAAGAUGUCUGGCCCUGUCUCUUAAAGGGAGGGGGAGU